Molecule: messenger RNA, 1059 nt
Organism: Fusarium poae
Lineage: Eukaryota; Fungi; Ascomycota; Sordariomycetes; Hypocreales; Nectriaceae
Exons: 2
Coding region: 1-1059 (352 amino acids)
Biological process (GO): acyl-CoA metabolic process; fatty acid catabolic process
Cellular component (GO): peroxisomal matrix
Molecular function (GO): fatty acyl-CoA hydrolase activity
Source: RefSeq, a predicted model, not a curated record
AUGGAGCUAUCCAGACUUCCAGACGACGCAUCAAGGAUACAGACCAUUCAAAGAUUUAUGAGUGUCCAACCGGCUUGGACUCCAGGCCAGGAGCUUCCUUGGGACGCUGUCGGUAUUCAGCCGCCCAGAAUUACAAGAGGGGCUUAUGGCGCUGUCGUAUACGCACAAGCUUCACUCGCAGCAGCUCGUGUAGUUGAACAAGAAGAUGAAAGUGGACAAAUAGAAAACAGGAGAGGCAUUCAUUCGAUUCAUGCUGUCUUUACAAACCCCGGACUUUCAGAUCGUCCUUUCAUCCUCGAUGUCUCAGAAGUUCAUUCGAGUCGUUCAUUUUCCACACGCCUCGUCCAUGCUCGUCAACCAACGCAACCUUCGACAAACCCAUCAGGACCCUUUCCCAAAUCAGACUCUGAAGUGCCCCUAGGCAACGCUUGCUUGACGAGUAUCAUCACUUUCAAACGACCUGUUCUUACCACUGAUCAGAUCCAAGGGAUCCCACCUCAGGAGAGGUUCAAAGACAUUCUUUCCUCAAGAAAUCCCGAUGAAUGGGAUCCAUGUCCGCAGGCUGACAUUGAUGCCCUGAAAGCAAAGUUCCCAAAUGAAGGCCAUGGUGCAUUCCCUAUUCUGGACAUGCACAAAGUCGACAUGUCGGCGUUCAAUGCCAAUAAGGAAAUACCCGAGCGGAGAGAAUUGAUCUACUAUCGAUUGCUCAAGCCUCUUGCUAGACAGGAUAUCAAUGCCCAUAUUCUAUGUCAUGCGUUCGAGGCAGAUCGUAAUAGUCUGUUCAUGCUCGGCAAUCACCUGGGCUAUGGUCACGAUCUGGGCAUUGCAGCGAGCCUGAGUUAUUCUUUUUACGUUCACGUCAAUGCCGAAGAAGCAGUUAUGGAAGGUAGUAAGUGGUGGAUACAAGAGGCUUCUUGGCCACGCUUCAGCGCAGGCAGAGGCGCAAUGGAGAGCUUGAUCUGGAGUCCAGAGGGGAAGCAUAUCGCGACUGGCUAUCAGGAUGGUAUCGUACUGCCAAUGGCAUCAAAUCCAGAGCGAGAGCGAGAGACAAAACUGUAA